AUGUCUAGCUAAUGCCAUUUUGUCCAAAAAUAUAAUAAGGUUUCAGGAAAACAAACUAACCUCAUUCAAGGGCAGCUCAAAAAUGAUUUCCUUAGAAAUUUUCCAUCGAGUGCACUUAUAUCAACUCCUUUUUCCGGCAAAUCUUUAAGUGUGAUAUACUCUCCAGAAACUCAAAAACUUAAUGAGAGAAUAUAAGAAGAACUUAGUCAAUUAGAUGAAGUACCCAUCUAUCACUUUCCUUAGAUGUAUAAUAGAGAGGAGGAUAAGAUGUAAUACUAAGUUUAAACUAUGUAGUUUUUUGAAAAAUCCUAAAUGCUUGAAGCCAUAUUGAACUACAAGAGAAAACGCUGGGAUAUGAUCCUACCAAUCAAUGAGUUCAUCUCAGAGUAGAAUUGUCAAGGAUUUUGGAUUCUCAAAAUUAUUACUAAAAAAUUCAUAGAACUCAACAAUUAUGAUAAUUCCAAAGAACUAAUGAACUUUUGUUUGAAACUAUUAAAUAGAAAUCUUAAUAUAAAUCACGAUGAUAUAGUUCAAUAAUUAGAUGGAUGCAUUCGAAUAAAUCCUUAUUGCUUAUUAAAGAAAAGCUCCAUUAAACCAUCCAUCUCCAAUCUUCUUUCAAACCUACUCUUUGAGCAUAAAAUCUCAAAUCAUUUAGAAAUUUUCCAUACUCUUUUUAAUGAUUUUGAGAACAAAGAUCUUGACUCCUUAAAACAACAUAUUAAUUUAGAUAACUAAUUUAAGUAUCUAAAGGAGAUACUAAUAAAUAAAUUAUUAAGAAUAAGCAAAUGA
Messenger RNA from Paramecium tetraurelia, 789 nucleotides. RefSeq lists its product as uncharacterized. Lineage: Eukaryota; Ciliophora; Oligohymenophorea; Peniculida; Parameciidae. The transcript has 5 exons. The record is from RefSeq and is a predicted model, not a curated record.